GGAAAUGAUUCAUAACAUCAGAGAAGCAUUUAAUGAACUUCUUGAGGAUACUGAAUGGAUGGAUGACGUCACUCGUGCUGUAGCCAAAGAAAAGGCUAACUCUAUGAAUGAAAGGAUAGGAUACCCUGAAUUCUUGACGAAUCCCGUUGAGCUGUCCAAAGAAUACGAUAUGCUGGAGGUGUGGGAGGUCGAACGACCACUCCAAUAUUCUAAAAGUCUACAAGUUCCACUGUCUUCUGGUUCUUUUCAAUAA
This is a messenger RNA of Limulus polyphemus (Atlantic horseshoe crab), 253 nucleotides long. RefSeq names its product endothelin-converting enzyme homolog. NCBI's taxonomy places the organism in Eukaryota, Metazoa, Arthropoda, Merostomata, Xiphosura, Limulidae. The coding region runs from base 5 to 253 and encodes 82 amino acids. Gene Ontology annotation, molecular function: metalloendopeptidase activity. The transcript has 3 exons. Gene Ontology annotation, biological process: proteolysis. The record is from RefSeq and is a predicted model, not a curated record.